AUGGCACAGCUGGCGGCGCAGUUCCAUGCGCAGAUGCAGCAGCUCGCUCUGCAGCAGAACGCUGCGUUUGCCACGCUGGCCGCCCAGGUGCAGAUGGCACAGCUGCAGGCCGAGGCGCCGAACAUCCGGCCUGCGCAGCCGGUGCCGCAUGCACCGCGGCUGGGACGCCAGCGCGAGCACUCCGCGCAGCAGCCGGAACAGGCACAGCAGUCGGAUCCGCAGCAGCCGGCGUCGUCGAGUCUGCGCUCUGCGCAGCUGGAGCAAGGCAGCUCUGGCAGUGAGCAACAGCACGAACGCAGCUCAGCAGUCGUCGCUCCGGCUCUCGUGCCGCUGCAGCAGUGGAGCUCGGCGAACGAGGCGCACAGGCCCUGGUUGCAAUCUGGAGCGCAGCAUCAUGCCGUGCCACAGGCGGACGAUGCACUGCAGCCGUUGGAGCUUCCGGCGAACUUGCUGGAGAACUUUCGCAGGGCUGCAGGCUGCCGGGCUGGAAGCGCCUCGCACGAGCAAGCUGCCGAAGAGGCGCAGCCGAGCGGAGGCAAGACUGCUCGCAGCAAGCCGGGUCCGUCUAAGCCGUACGCGAGACAGGAGGCGCGCAAACGGAGGUCGCAAGCGGUCUACUGAGCGCGACACGUCCGCUUAACGAUUCCGUCAUGAAGAAGCACGAGCGGAAGUAGCUCUCUCUGUCGUUCCGCAACACCCUCGCAUCCUUUCUCCGCGUCACCUCGCACGACAUCCGUCCCGCGCGCAGUCCCGUAACGACCCUCUUUCCGCGAUACCUCACUCCGAGCAAAGCACAUGAUGAGCACAGAUGCGUGAGCCGAGAUGCCGCGGCGUCGAUCACACCCGAGUGAGGUGUGCGUGGCCUCGGGCGUGGCUCGUCUCUCUCAGCGUCGCCUGCAGGGCGGACUCAUGACGCACAGGAGCAUAGCGAUAGUACAGUAGAUCAAAUGCUGAG
Tilletiopsis washingtonensis is the source of this 955-nucleotide messenger RNA. RefSeq lists its product as hypothetical. The record is from RefSeq and is a predicted model, not a curated record. Bases 1 to 621 code for a protein of 206 amino acids. The transcript has 5 exons. Lineage: Eukaryota; Fungi; Basidiomycota; Exobasidiomycetes; Entylomatales.